AUACAAGCUCAAUCCUACGCUUUACAAGCUUUGGUUUCUUGCGAUGAUAGGGCCACAAGGCUGUUUAGCGAAAUGUCAUUAAACCAUCACCUCUUGAAUGAUUUCGCAGUUGCACUGAAACACCACCAUUUCGAGGAUCCUACCGCUGUCCGAUAAGUUUGCUCACAUCAUCACCACCACCAUCUGUUUCGAGCAGAUGUAGUGGAGCUUCAUCCUCUCCUCUCCUUCCUCCCCCUCCAGUGCACAAACUAGCCCUCCCCAUCAGAGGAGCGCACUGUGCAUCCUCUCACUCACUCCGGACUACAGCGCUGCACCAAACAGGAGAGAAACACUUUUAAGAGACACUAGCAGUUGAUUUUAUUUGAUCUUCAACAACGCGUCGGGGAAUCUUCUGCCCGGUGGCGCGACACGUUUCAGCAUCAUGAACUCUGCGUGCUUCUUCUUGCCUGUUGCUUUCCUUCUGUUGGUCAGUCCUUACCCUUUUGAUGCAGUUUCAACAAGAAGGUGUCAUUCCAUUUACAAGGGCUUUGCUCAGUGUCUCAUGGCUCUGGGUGACAGUCUGACGGACACGGCACGCAAGGAUGAAGAUACACAUGAGAUCCAGUCAAUUUGCAGGUCAUGGGAUGAGUUUCAUGCCUGCGCCAAUGUGGCAAUGGUCGGCUGUCCAGAGGAAGCAGCGAGCGUCUGGGAGUCUCUCCGCCAAGAAUCCAAGAAGAUGCAGUUUUCAGGAAACCUCUACGACAUGUGUUCCAACCGCGACAGUCACACAUUAACCACAGCAUACCCGCGUGGCUCCCACAUCCAAGGAGAGCUCAACCAAGAGUCUCUAAGAGGGCGAGUCAGUCGUUUGGCAGCCACCUACUACCUAAUCAUGCUUCUGUCUCCUCUGAUGUUGCUGUUUUGAACAGAACUGUCUCAAUAGAAUGGGACUGAUGUAAAUAUGACAUGAACUUUGUGCAUUUUCGCCUCCAAAUUUUCUCACUGUCCACCUUUUCCUAAACACCAGAAGAGAAGAAUGCAUGCUUUCUUUCUGAAUUUCAUGAAUCCUAUUUCUUACAGAUUUCAAAAUGACACUGUCGUGAACUGCAACCGUGUAGUUGGGGAAAAAAAAGGCAACCAUAUACUGUAUAUCGCCUGUCUUUAUGCUUUUAUUUGUCCCUUAAAGCUGGUCAAAAGGACAAAGCUAUGACCUGUAUCCAGCAACCUGUUCAAGUUCAUCAAAACAGCAGAUGACAGGGCAAUUGCCUGUUACAAGCUUUUCACUGAAUCUUUUUCAAGACGAACUCCAAGGAUUUUCACAGCCCUUAGAGGGCACAGCUUAUCCUGAUCUUUAAAGGUGCAUGUGUCAGUAUCAAGUACGUAAAGCAUGAUAGGCUAUACCUUAAUUAAACUGCAAGGUUCUUUUCCUUCAUGCUCGGCUCAGCUAUCUAAUACCGAUGAGGUGGGGAUGAGUGUUCCGCUGCAGCCACAAAUUGUCACUGUUCUCCAGAGAUUCCAUGCUUGAUAAGACAGACCCAUUUAUGAGCCAUCGCAUGAAAGUACUGGAUUGAUCGCAUCGAAUCCCCCUGGAAUUUAAAGCUGUCGCACACAUUUGAUCUCACUCAAAACCACAUGCUGUCAAAGGAUGUAAUUAUGCUCUUCACAAUUUGUUGUGACUUAACGUGUUGGUUUAAAGCUAUAGAAUAAGUGUUUUCGACGUACAAUGUUUUCCUGUUCCAAAUAGAAAUUCUCUUUACACAUGUUUGUUUUUUAAUUUAUUAUUAUUUAAAAGUUUAUAGGUCACGAUGGGCGGGCAGUGGGGGUUCGGGUUCCACUCAGUGACGGUGUGAACGUGAGUGUGAAAGGUUUUCUGUCUCUGUGCCAUGCGACGGACUAGCUGGAGCCUAUCCCAGCUGAUUUGUGCUGAGAUAAUAUGUGAUGUGAGGUUAGCAGGCAGGUUUUGGGGAUAUGGGAGCAAGCCAGACUACGUGGAACAAAUCCAGACAGGUGUGGAGAAAACAUAUAAACUCCACACAGAAUGGCCAGUGCUGAGAUUCGAACCCUGAACCUCAGAAGUGCCAGGUAGCAGUGCAAACCACUUGGUUACUGUGCCGCCGACACAUCAAUUAAAAAAUAAAUCCAUUGUAGCACAGUGUGAGGGAUUUUU
Hippocampus comes (tiger tail seahorse) is the source of this 2146-nucleotide messenger RNA. RefSeq names its product neuritin 1-like a (gene nrn1la). Lineage: Eukaryota; Metazoa; Chordata; Actinopteri; Syngnathiformes; Syngnathidae. Gene Ontology annotation, cellular component: plasma membrane. Gene Ontology annotation, biological process: nervous system development; neuron projection extension. The transcript is spliced from 3 exons. The record is from RefSeq and is a predicted model, not a curated record. Bases 422 to 904 code for a protein of 160 amino acids.